Cryptomeria japonica (Japanese cedar) is the source of this 1380-nucleotide messenger RNA. Its product is annotated as protein DMR6-LIKE OXYGENASE 2. The transcript is spliced from 4 exons. The coding region runs from base 241 to 1320 and encodes 359 amino acids. Lineage: Eukaryota; Viridiplantae; Streptophyta; Pinopsida; Cupressales; Cupressaceae. The record is from RefSeq and is a predicted model, not a curated record.
UCAAUUCCACGUCUUUGGAAUGUCAUUUGAGACACACUGCUGGUACGACAAUGGGCCACACGUUCUGUGUUUCUUUCUACCAUAGUUGAAUUCCACUUGGGAUGGGGCGCCGUUGUUUUAUAUGGUGAAAUACAAGCGAAACGAGGUAAACGGGGCAAUUUGUAGAGCUCUAUAUCUUGGAUCCGCAACGUUGUGUGAUGCAUCUUGUGUUCGCUUGUUGAGUGGCCACGAGAAGAAGUCAUGGGAAAGCAAAAUUUCAGUGAUGAAAGAGCUUCCAGACUGAUUUGUGAUACAAACAAUUAUUUACAAAUCCCAAGGGGUUAUAUUAGACCCAAAAGUGAGAGACCCAAGUUGAAUGAGGUGGCUUUGUCUCACUCUAUUCCUAUGGUCGAUCUCAGUGACCUCCAUGGAUGCUCUAGGCAGUCCGUGAUUGACCAAAUCCGACGUGCUUGUAAAGAGGAUGGCUUUUUUCAGGUUGUAAAUCAUGGUGUGCAAGAAAAGGUAAUAAAGAGCACGCUGGACGUGGCAAAAGAGUUCUUCACGAUGCCUGCUGAAUACAGGCAGGGACUCUAUUCUGAUGACCCAUCUCGUCCUGUACGUAUGUCAACGAGCUUCAACGUUCAGAAAGAAGAAGUGUACAACUGGAGAGACUACUUGAGGCACCAUUGUUAUCCUCUAGAAGAUUAUAUAAACGAGUGGCCCUCAGAGCCUCGUACUUACCGAGAAGUUGUGGGCAAAUACUGCACAGAGGUAAGAGCUCUGGUACUAAACUUGCUAGCUGCCAUAUCGGAGAGCCUGGGACUUGAACCUGACUUCCUGAACAAAGCCCUCGGAAAGCAUGGUCAACACAUGGCCUUAAACUAUUAUCCUCGCUGCCCAAAUCCUGAGCUGACAUUUGGCUUACCAGGUCACACAGAUCCCAAUGUUCUGACAGUGCUUCUUCAAGGCAACGUGUCAGGCCUACAAGUCUUCAAGAAUGGACAAUGGUGUGCAGUGGAACCCAUACCCAAUGCCUUUGUCGUCAAUGUUGGGGAUCAAUUACAGGUUUUGAGCAAUGGGAUAUACAAAAGUGUAAUUCACCGUGCAGUAGUGAAUUCCACUGAAGCAAGGAUUUCCAUUCCAACUUUUUACUGCCCUUCACCUGAUGCAGUAAUUGAACCUGCUGCUCCCUUAGUCACGAAAGAUAACCCUGCUCAAUACAGAAAAUACACCUAUGCAGAAUACUAUCAGAAUUUCUGGAGCAAAGGCCUGGAAGCGAAAUCAUGCUUAAAAUGUUUCACAGUUGAUAAUAAUGUUGCAGUGACUCAAACCAAGAAUUAACCACAGUUGUACUAUCUACUUUUAGUCAUAUUUAAUGUCUCAGACAGUUCAUUUAAUCAA